AGUAAAAUGUAUGGAAGCACUGCGGCACACUGCGUGUAUUUUGCGGGCUGCAUGGCUGCCUGGCUCAGCGUUCAAAGGCAGAGCGGAAGAUAGGAGGAGGGGAAUGAAUACAGCAGAAGAGUGGGAGGAGGAGGGAGGGUGGACAGUUUCCUUUCUGUAACACACACGCCACAGGAACACACCGCCGGGAAAAAAACGGGGAGAGAGAAGAAAAUAAUAACCAAGAGAGGGAGAAGGAAACACCGCAGCCCCUCCGUCCGUUUAUCCGUCCCUCCGUUUGUGCGUCCGUCCUUUUGGUUGUUUUUUUCCCCCCCACUUUAAGCCAGAGAAAGCUUUUUCCCCCCUCCUCUUGCGGACUAACAUGGACAAGAGCUCAUGAGGAGGGCUGACUUUCAGUGAACCACUUCUCUGUGGCUGAUAGGGAGGAAAAAGGCGACGGGGAAGACAUGUUGAGGGGCUCUUCGUCUUGAGGUUGCGGUAGGCUGUUGUCGGUGUUCCGCUCUCUAAACACUCGGCUCCGGUAAGAGGAGAGGAGAGGAGGAGGAGGCUUAAAAAACGGGGCAAACGAAAACUGAGCUCAGCAGUCAGUUGGUGUGUUUAAUUGGUUUUGUUAUGGUCUGAAAUAAGGCAGGCCUCUAAGGCAGCCCCGCAGUAAAUAAAUACACAGACAGCAGAGGGGCUACCUGCUUAGCUUCAAAUUAAAGCUGCUUUUAUUUUACAGGGACAUUUUCAUAUUCGCUCAGAGUAAAAACAAAGCAGGCUAUUAAAUAUUUGCUAUUUUUUUUCUUACAGACAUCAACUCUUUAGGGGGGUUAUAGAAAGGCCCAACUUAAAAAAAAAACUUGUCCUAUUAAGACGUUUAUUAUCCUCCACCGUCAGGCUCGAGGCACGGAGGUGCAGAAAAUUAAGUAGGCGGUCUUAGCCUCGGUUUAUUUCGGGAAAAAAGGAACAAAGGAAGAUUUUUUUAAAUGUUAAUGUCGACCGACGUUGCAUCCAUCAUGCUGCCUGUGUCCCGGGCUCUCAUAGACCGGGACAGGGAGCUGGACACCAUGGCCGGGGUUCACGCGAACCCGUCCGGUGCUCCAGGAGCCGUGCGAGGCAUGAAGCGCGGAGACCCGGAGCCCGAUGGACAGACGGCGGCCGCUCUGGUGGACUCCACCGGGGCUGAGUGCAAGCGCCCCAGAAUCGACGGCUCUGGAGGGAUCAGCGAGAUUGGACAGAACAACGAUCCUUUGACCCUUGGCUACCAUGGAUACCCAUCUCACAGUCAGGGCUCUCAGGAUAGUGCUGGCGGUCAGGAAGGACUCGUACCGCCACCCUUCUCCGCCUUCCCACCUCCUCCACCUCCGCCUCCUCAGAACGGCCUGACUCUGGAUUACGGGAGCAGCCUGUAUGCGGCAGGAGCGGUGCAGGGCCCCGUGGAGGCCGGCGGAGCAGGCAACAGCGCGGCCAAUGCCAGCAACAGCCUCAGCCAGUCUGACGGCUCCUCUCAGAUUGACGGACAGUCAGUAGUUGGCUCAGGUGGAGGUGGCGGCGGGGGCCCUGGGGAUGAUUCGGACGCCAAGGGGACGCCCAAACGUCUCCAUGUGUCUAACAUCCCCUUCCGCUUCCGAGACCCCGACCUACGACAAAUGUUUGGGCAAUUUGGCAAAAUCCUUGAUGUUGAGAUCAUUUUCAACGAGAGAGGCUCCAAGGGCUUCGGUUUUGUUACGUUUGAGUCCAGCUCAGAUGCAGAGAGGGCCAGGGAGAAGCUCCAUGGCACGCUGGUGGAAGGACGUAAAAUUGAGGUUAAUAAUGCCACAGCCAGAGUGAUGACAAACAAGAAAAUGACCACACCAUAUGCUAAUGGAGAGGGGCUUGCAGCACUUCCAUAUGCUGGUUGGAAGUUAAGUCCUAUGGUUGGAGCCAUGUACAGUCCUGAGCUCUAUACAGUUCCAGGGUUCCCGUACCCGGCAGCAGCAGCAGCAGCAGCUGCCGCUUCCACCGCUGCAACCUUUCGAGGAACGCAUCUGCGGGGUCGAGCUCGGCCCGUCUACAGCGCGGUCAGGGCUGCCGUCCCACAACCUGCCAUCCCAGCAUACCCUGGUGUGAUGGCCUAUCAGGAUGGUUUUUACGGUGCAGCUGACCUCUAUGGCGGCUAUGCAGCGUAUCGUUAUGCCCAGCCGACUGCUGUAGCGACUCCUGCAGCAGCAGCCGCUGCAGCAGCAGCUUACAGUGACAGCUAUGGACGAGUUUACACGGCAGAUCCCUACCAUGCUGCACUGGCCCCAGCAGCCUAUGGUGUUGGAGCCAUGGCUACGCUCUACAGGGGAGGCUACAGCAGAUUUGCCCCUUAUUAAAAGACACUACAUGACCCAGGGCCUCCCCUCUCCCAUUGAAUUAUUCCGAAAGAGCUCCCUCUGUUGUCCUGGAGGUGGACUGCGCCCUGUUUUAAAGCGUGGAGUCAACCACAGCAAAGAUAUUUCAGACCCCACCCCAGAGCAAUCCCACGUUUUCUUAUCUAAGCUUCUACAAAAAUAGAGGAAUGCUGUAUUAAAGACUGAAGGGUCGCCUUUACAUAAAAAAAAAAGAAAAAAAAAAAAAAAAAAAGAAUCUGACUGAAAAAUGGCCACCUUCUCAAUUGCACGGCUGUAUUAUAGUCUCCCCCCCUGUUAUUCUCUCAGCACUCAGCAGCACAAGAUUUGGGGACAGAGCCCAGGCGUUCUUCCAGAGGCUGUAUGUGGAUGAUGGACAUUUGAGCAGCUGCCUUAGAAGGAGCCGAGCACUGGCUGGCCUGCGCACACUCUGAGGAAAGUAAGAGGGAAGCAGACAGUCUCGAGAGCAGAAAGGUGCCUUCAGUUAGAGCACCCGCAAAAGAAUGGCGAAAUAACAAAAGCACCCAGUGGUGGGUUUUAGAGUCCGUCCUCAAUGUCGGCAGAUGGUAAAGGGAUGAGUUUCACUCUUUCAGUGUUCUGCUGUGAAGAAGACUGGACCCAGCGUCUUGGAGAAAUGAUGGAAAGAUGAAGGAGGGAGGGUUUAUUAGAGUUGUUCCUUACCUCAAGUUUCUCUUUGUAUGUGGAAAUGGUAAACCUUUAAACUUAAAAAAAUGUUAUGAUAUGCAAAGAAAUUAGUUUAGAGGAAAAAAAAUUACCAAAUUAUUAUUAUUAUUAUUAUUAUUACUGUUGUAAUUAUUCUCAUUCUUCUUAAUAUAAAACCAUUUUUUUGUUUGAAACAGCUGCACCACUGUGGUGGAGGUUCAUCAGCGAAACUUGGGGGGUAUAAUAACAAAAAAAAAAUGCAUCUUUAUUACAAACACUCCACUCUUCAGUAAUAUACCAACUAUAUCUCACGUCUUCUUGGUCAUGCACAGAAUUUCACUACCAGUCUGUGUGCGGCCAUCAUAGAACACUACAAAAAAUGUGCAACACUACACUGUAAACAUGUUCCUGUUAAGUUUACAUGCUGUUGGAGAUCAUCUGCUUGCAGCCGUAGGGGUUGUUCAGGUAUCUGGUGGUCUGUUUAUUGUAAAGCUCUAUUAUUUAGAUUUUCCCCUCAUUCUUCAUCUUUUAUAGAGUCCAGCAAUGGAUGAGUCUUCCUGAAGCAUACUUUAGUUGGUAAUUGCGUUUAAGAUGCUGCCAACAGCAAUUACUGAGCAAGACAGAGAUUCCGUUGGUGAGUUGAUAGUGAAUAUUUAAAUGCAAAACACAUUACUAUUGUGCAUAUUUCUAUACUAUUGUACCCUAUAUUUCCAAAAUGUGGCUUUUUCUUUUGACUUUUAUUUUGUGUUCCAAAGAUUUGUAGAAAGCACAUUUUUCUGCCGUAUAAAUAUAUAUAUAUAUAAAUAUAAAUAUAUUACUUGUGUUAUUAUUAUCAUGCUCUUAUAGCUGAAUUUAUUUACGUUUUAAAUGUUUUUUUGUUUUUUUUCGGGUUUUUUUAUUUUUUAUUAUUGUUAUUUUUUUAAUAUAUAAAAAUGUGUGUUGUCACUUCUUCCGUAAGGUGCAAAUUUCAACUUUUAGUUUUUGGGCUCGAAUUAAAAUUCCUGAGCUGAGAGCAUACAUCGAUAGCGUAACACAAGGUAUGCAGGUAACGUCACCAAAGUGUUUCAUUUUUACUAUUUUGUUUUUUGUUCAAUUGAUCAUAGGAAUUGUUGUUUUGACAUGUAAUCAUUAUUUCACCAAUCACAAAAAGUGCUUCUUUUUCCACCCCCUCUUUGUUUCAGUGAGCAAUAGAAUGAAUGAGACCAGGUCUGUGGCACUUUCAUUAAACCAACUGCUUUUUCUUUUAUGUUUUUAGGUUUUUUUGUUUCUUUUGUUUUUUUUGCUUGAUUUUUUUUCUCUCUCUAUUUUAAUGAAGACUCCUUAUCAUUUCAGUGGAUAGUCAGUUUGGAUGACUGAAAGUAGUUUUACUCAUGCAUACACAGGUUGGUAUUCUGAUUUGGUAAAUCAUACAUUGUGUAAAAUAGGACUGUUUUUAAACUGUUGGAUUAAAUUUUUUUUUUAAUGUCCCACUUUUUUAACUAUCGAAAAAAAUAUAUUUUGGGCAAUCACAUGUUUUUUUUUUGUUCUUCUUUCAUCUAACAGUUCUAGUUCAUCCUUUUGUUUUGUUAUUUUAUCUAAAUAUAGAAUGUGCUCUGGACUAAAUUUUAAAAAUGGCACUAGCCAAAGAUGUUAAGUUUCCAGCAUGUUCUGGUUCCCAACUUGAAAAGUGCUAUAAAAAAAACAACAAAAAAACAAAAUUCACGAAGGUGGACUUUUGUAGCCUCUAAUGGCAUGGACAAACCAGCAUGAGUGAUAGUUGUCAUGUAAAAAAAAAACAAGAAAAGAAAAGAAAAAAAAACCGUUUGCAUGAAUCUCGUGAGUUCUCAUAUUUGAUUCCUACAGCGGAGAGCCGCAGCACCCUCCAUCACCACUAAACUUCCUGAUGGGCAGCUUGGGGUUCCAAUCUAGCUGACAACAAAGAGCACAUUGCUGUUGGCAAAAAAAAUAAAAUAAAAAUAAAAUCGCCUGCUGACAAACAAAAUGGCUGCUGAAGAAAAUGGAAUUUGGCAGCUUCAUUUUCCUGUCAUGGCUUUCUUGGCCCUGUAUUAUAGAAAACUAUGUGGUCAUUCUUCAUAGUUAAUAUAGUUUUUCAAUGAACGGUCCCUUUGUCCUGUCUGUAUCCCUUUGACUACCAUUGUUUUAUUUUUUUUCCUUUUUUGUUAUUGAAUGUCCAUAUAAAAUGUUUUAUAUAAAAUGUUUUGUUGUG
Messenger RNA from Gambusia affinis (western mosquitofish), 5223 nucleotides. RefSeq names its product RNA binding fox-1 homolog 2 (gene rbfox2). Gene Ontology annotation, molecular function: mRNA binding. Gene Ontology annotation, biological process: nervous system development; regulation of alternative mRNA splicing, via spliceosome. Gene Ontology annotation, cellular component: nucleus; cytoplasm. The transcript is spliced from 13 exons. The record is from RefSeq and is a predicted model, not a curated record. NCBI's taxonomy places the organism in Eukaryota, Metazoa, Chordata, Actinopteri, Cyprinodontiformes, Poeciliidae. The coding region runs from base 969 to 2339 and encodes 456 amino acids.